AUGCAGGUGACUGAUGGCAUCCAUCCCACCUUUCACCCAAGACUUCAUCUUCCUUUCAUAACAAUAACAAUGGGUUUGUUCGAUCAUUUCUCUAGCCAACACGAAGAAGUCGUCAACACCGAAGGUGGCCAUGAAGGCAAGCUCUCUCACGAAUUGAUCGCUGCUGCUGCUUCCUACGAAGCCGCCAAGGCAUACAACAAGCACUGUGAAGAAAAUGGUGAGGAACCUAACCAUGCAAAAGCCAAGGAGUUCAUGGCUGCUAUCGCUGGCGGUUUCAUUGACAAGAUGAUCGAGACCAAGGGCUUGGAUUACCUUGACUCCGUCAAGGCCAAGAAGCACGCUGAGGACAGCAUCAACGAAGGAUGUGACCAGCAUUACUCUCAAUAA
Messenger RNA from Lichtheimia ornata, 387 nucleotides. RefSeq lists its product as uncharacterized. The transcript has 6 exons. The record is from RefSeq and is a predicted model, not a curated record. Lineage: Eukaryota; Fungi; Mucoromycota; Mucoromycetes; Mucorales; Lichtheimiaceae. Bases 1 to 387 code for a protein of 128 amino acids.